UGAAUAUGUUAUUUAGCGGUCAUGAAAGUAAAGUUAACUUUCUUCAACGCUCCUACAGUCACACAUGAAGCUUAAAAGUGACUCGUCUGCUCCUGUUAUCCCGUGUAAAGACCUGCGGGUUUCUAUGCAGCUCCUCUGAAGUAAACCAAGUGUUUUUGAAGAAAAUCAAGACAUCCUAACUUCUAAAUUGAGAUUAAAUUGUGAAAACAUCAUCAUCAUUGAGGUACAGUUUACACCUCCAACAACAAUCCAAUGUGAUGCUGAUUCACAGAUGCAGAUUCAAUGGGACCAUCUCUAUCUGGGAUGUAAAACCAUCCCGAUGCUGGGGAUGUGUGGCAGCCAGGGAACAUUCAGCAGGUAUGGAAAGUGAGGAAACCCGAAAAAGGACGUCUACAGCACAAAUGGAUGCAGACCCUCAGACCCCCGUACUGCGCAUCAGUCAGCUGGACGCCCUGGAGCUGGACUCGUCCCUGGAGCAGCUGAUAUGGACCCAGUUCUCCCAGUGCUUCCAGAACUGCCGCCCUGGCCUCCUGACUCCUCUGGAGCCUGAACUAAAGGUACUCCUGCAGCUUCUUCUGUGGAGGUUCACACUGUACUCUAACAGCACCACUGUGGGCCAGUCCUUACUCAGCCUACGCUACCACAACACGCUCUCCUCAUCUCCUCGGUACCGACCUCUGACCCGCAGACAGAAACUGGGUUUGGCUCUGCUUACUGCAGGGCCUCGCUGGUUGCAGGAACGCUCCCACAGCCUGCUGCUUGGUUUGGGUUUGAAUCCAGGAGGGCCUGAUGGAGACCCAGGUUUACUCCAGAAAAGUCUCCGCAGUUGCCUCAUCUUUGUCUCUAGUAUCGCCCAGCUCACAAGUCUCUGUAACUUCCUGGUGUUCCUCAGAAAUGGUCGUCAUCCUGUCCUGGCUGAAAGGAUUGUGGGAGCUCGGGCAGUUUUUAGCAAACCAAACGUAAUUCGAGACAUAACAUACCAGUACAUGAACCGAGAGCUGCUGUGGCACGGCUUUGCAGAGUUCCUCAUCUUCCUAUUACCACUCAUCAAUACACGAAAACUAAAGGCGACACUGGCUUCUGUUGUAUUUGGAGGAAGUUCUGAUGGAACAGGAGCGACAGAAGGAACAGGAGCGUGGAGAGAGUGUGGACUGUGCGGAGAGUGGCCGACCAUGCCUCAUACGGUCGGCUGCCAACAUGUUUUCUGCUACUACUGCAUCAAGAGCCACAGCAUCGCGGACGCCGAUCUCACGUGUCCAAAAUGUGGAGCAGAAGCAGGACAGCCUGAGCCAGUGACCAUGGAGGUGGAGAUGAUGGCCAGGUGAUCGUCUGAAGAAGAGACUGCAUCAUAUUAACAUCUUUGAAUGCACAAAUGCAGUGAGCGGACUGAAUGACAAAGCAUCUUUGUCUAAAUGUGUCAAAUUAAGCCUAAAAUGAAACUUAGUUUAAAGUGAUUAAUUUGUGAAUUAUCAUGGGAUAAUGAUUCAAGGCUCCUACAGACGCUUGAAAUCCUUGAAAAUGCUUGAAUUAUAUUAUUGUGUUUCCAAGGUUUGAAAAGAAGAUGGAUUUCAGUUAAAGUUAUUGACACUAUAACUUGGGCUACGGUUUCAGCUGAAAACAGAAACCUUUUGUUGGCUUUCUUUGGGCUGUUUUUCUGCACAACAGCGGCAUUUUAGGUGCCUGAAAAUGAAAUGUUGUCAUGCAAUCUGAAUAUACUGUGUCCCUCUGAAAACAGCCACAACAACUAUGGUGGGUUCCUGAGUUCUGUUUGUGCUGCUCAUCCCAAGUUAACAUUUCCUUUGAUUAACUGUCUUUGUAGUUCAGGCUCACUAAAGGCAACAGCCCCACCUCAUCAUCCAUCUACACAAAUGUUGGUCUGUUUGCUAUUUUUGCAUGUUUACUCCUUACCACUCUGCAGAAAGAAGAGAAUGAGAGCAUGCACAUUACAAAGUCACACCACAGCCUACUGGCCUGGAAAUUUACUACAGUAUUUUAGUUUUCUUUUUAGCAGAUCUGUGCACACAGUGGUCAUUAUCAAAGCAUCAUCUGGAAGAAAAACUUUCUUUAAAAAUGUAAACAAUUUUGUUUGCAGGGGAUUAUGUUGUCUGAAAGUUGCCAUGGCACCAAAUCCCACAUACUCCGCAUGGGCAGCAAUCUACAUGCAACACUUUCUUCAGAGAAAAUUGCUCCCUUUUUGUAGGAAAUCUUUGCAGUUCCACUGCACCAGUCCAGAGCACCAGAACACAUCACAGGCAGAGUACGUGGAAUAUGGGGGUUAUUGGUAGUAGACAGCUUCAAAGUACUUACUUUGUCUGUGUGUAACUGUUAUACACAGAGAAAUAUGCAGGAGUGUAUUACUGUUUAAUGUGAUGGCAUUUACACUUAUCAUGUUAACGAUUAAGCAAAGAGAUUUUUUCACCAACUUUUUGGUGCUUUUACCUUGGAAUUUGUUCUGCCCUAAGCUGAAGUAGAUGAAUUCCUGUUUUAAAUUAAAAAAAAAAAAAAAAAAAAAACUACGUUGAUUUUGAAGGACGUAAAGAACCUUUAUUACAUCAAAAGUUAUGACAUCUUCAACUCAUAAAAAGAGGAACUUGCAAAAGAGUAGUAAAGAAAGACAUAAAAUCAAAUAUGUGAAAGUGUAUAUAAGGUAAAUGUCUGACUGUCCUCUGAGCUCUGUGAGUUUUUAAAGGUAAAUGAGACAUUAAGGAGCAGAGGUGAACUUAGUUACAUCACUGUGGCUGCAGGGAAAUGCUGAUGUGGAUUGAGCAAGAAAGGGACAAUAAAGCAGGAGGAUAAACAUGAUUUUCAAAAAUUGAGUGCACUGAUUCUUCACCUUAGUUCUUCAAAAUCCCAAAAGUUACAAUAUUUCUUUAACUUGAAAGGUGUCAAAAUACCAGUAUAAUAUAUUCUUUUUUUUUUUUUUUUUGCAACAGCAGAGAUUUUAUGCACAUUAUUCAAACAUUCAAGUAUCAACACAGCGGUCCAUUUAAAUAUGAUGUAAUUUUUACUAAUCUCUGCUUGCAUCAGUGCUGAUUCGCCAUGCUGCUGCAGGCAAAGCUUCAUCUCCUCCACCCCAGCAUCCUCCUUUAUAGCAUAAAGCUUCACCUCCUCCACCCCAGCCUCCUCCUUUAAAGCAUAAAGCUUCACCUCUUCCUUUAUAGCAUAAAGUCUCGCCUCCUCCACCCGGGCCUCCUCCUUUAUAGCAUAAAGCUUCACCUCCACCUUUAUAGCAUAAAGUCUCACCUUCUCCACCCCAGCCUCUGCCUUUACAGCUUAAAGCUUGUUGCACCCUCAUAUUCAGAUUCAUGCUACUAUGAAUUAAAUGCUUCUGAAAUAAUUGGUUUUCAAUACACAUCUAUCUAUAUGGGGACUUCUAGCCAUGCACCCCCUUGAAAGUCAAAGCAGCUGCUGACGAAGCCAGGGAUCGUCUUUAGAGCAGAGUCUUCUUUUCCAAGUUAAAAUGUAGAUCCAUUUCGGUUAAAUGCAUGAUGAGUGUUCCUGGCUGAAUGUAGGCUAUAAUAUUGAAUGAUUAGCUGCUUGAAUUUGUUGAAAAAUACACAAGAUGAAGCACCUAAUGAUAAUUGCAUAUUAAAUCACAAUUGAAAUAUUGGGGAGAAAAUUUGCAAUUAGAUUAUUUUUGCAAAUCUUUCAGCCCUACCUUAGUUGCAAUCAGUGCAAUUAACCUUUGCAGCCAUAGGUAUUACUAAUAGGCACUUUAUGUAGCAUCCUCCAACAUCAGUGUGAACAGGUGUUAAAAGGACAAAAUAGCACUGAUUUAAUGUGAUUAUCAAAGAUUUAAUCUGUUGAUUUUAGUUCUUAUUCCAAUCAUAAUUAAUACAAUGAUGCAGACAGUCCUGUUUAAAACUAAUUUAUUAAUCAUGCUUCGUAACAAACCUAUUUCAUUAGACAGAAUAAUGUAUUUAAUGUGUUUAAAGCUCUAAAUGCCUCCUGUGUUUGAAAGACUGACCGAUGUAGAUGUGGAUGAUGUUCUGACUCCAGUCUUCAUGAUGUCCGUGUCUUCUGUGAGCACACAUCGACCUGCCGUGUUUAAUAUAUGUGUGCAUAUAUUGACAGUGGUCGGUUUCUCCGGCUGGACUUUGGACAGAACUAUUUGUCUUUGGUGCACUGGACAGACUGCAGAGAACCACACAGAGCAUAUAUUUGAUGAGGGAACGUGUUGAUUUAUGCUCAGAUUGGCUCUGUGUGUUUGUUGAAAUGGGAAUAUUUGUUCUGAUGAAAAAUGCAGAAAGUCAGCUGAAUAAAUAAUGGGAGGAAUUUCUGAUGCCUCUCAU
Molecule: messenger RNA, 4292 nt
Organism: Cheilinus undulatus (humphead wrasse)
Lineage: Eukaryota; Metazoa; Chordata; Actinopteri; Labriformes; Labridae
Gene: pex2
Product: peroxisomal biogenesis factor 2
Exons: 3
Coding region: 258-1325 (355 amino acids)
Biological process (GO): protein import into peroxisome matrix
Cellular component (GO): peroxisomal membrane
Molecular function (GO): zinc ion binding
Source: RefSeq, a predicted model, not a curated record